This is a messenger RNA of Cavenderia fasciculata, 2655 nucleotides long. RefSeq lists its product as uncharacterized. Bases 1 to 2655 code for a protein of 884 amino acids. NCBI's taxonomy places the organism in Eukaryota, Evosea, Eumycetozoa, Acytosteliales, Cavenderiaceae. The transcript has a single exon. The record is from RefSeq and is a predicted model, not a curated record.
AUGGACACUUACAUCGACAACAUACAAUUACCUUUUAACCAAGGUAUUGUAAAUAGAAUAAUAGAAUAUGCUUGGCAUACAAUAGAUUAUUGUGUGUGUUCAACAGAAGAUGUGUACGGAGAGAAGCUGAGGAGACGGUUUAGUGAACAGAGGACAUCACUAGCAAGACUACAGUUGAUAGAGUAUGCUCAGAGAGUGUACGAGAAAUGUCCUUUUCACUCACUCUAUGAUAAUAGAGCUGGUGGUGGAGAUGAAUCGCGUAAUAGAUUCUACCAAAUCAUUGGUAUCAAUGAUAGAGGACAUGAUCGUAAUGGUGAAAGUGAUAGAGAUGUUGGCGUUCAAUUUCCCGAUCGUAUACCUCCCACACCCAAAGACCGGUGGAGAUGGAGACUUAAACUAUCGACCAUAUCAAAGGAUACUCGUCAAUUUGUACUAUCUCAUCUAUUCACAGAUAUCAUCAUUUGCAAUGGACGUCCACAAGUCAUCGCUGGACACUUGACAAACAUGUACAGUCCAAUCAAAAAUAUUCGGUCAUUGACAAUACCACUGUCACUAUUUACAUGGGUAUUCAGAGGUCUUGGAGAUAAGAAUAACGAAGCCAUACUAGAGAAUUGUACUAGAUUAGAGAUUACCAAUAUCGAUAAUCCAAAUCGUCAACAACAAGUAGACACAUUUGGUCAAGUCGUGUCACUACCAACAUUCUCAAAAGUCAAUAGUCUUGUCUUAUUAGGAACCAUAUCUAAAGACAAGACAUUGAUUCAUUUAUUGGUACAUCCAUUUCAUUGUCACCAGAAACUAGUCUCUAUCAACCUACUUGGUAUGACAACCACCGAACCAACUGUAACCUAUUUUCUUGGGCAACUUGAUCGUCCACUCUUAAAGUUAUUAUUACCAUACCGAUUCAAUCAUUUACAAUUUUCAUAUUUAAAAGAUUCAAUUAAACAAUCACUUCAACUUAUUUUCAUUAGUUUUAAUCAACAAAUUUAUCAAAAUAAUAAUAAUCAAAAUAAUAUUAAUAAUAAUAAGAAUAAUAUUUUACAAUUUAAAAAUUUAAAACAUAUUUAUAUUGAUACAAAUAAUAGUAAUAAUGUUACAUUUGAUAAUUUAAUAUUACCUUGUACCAUCACUAAAAUAACAACCAAUUAUUCAUCAUUUCCAACACCAAAGUUCCUCCAUUCAAAUAAUAAUAUUACUCAUCUCAACAUCAAAGACGAUAAUUGGGACACCAAUAGAAUGACAUGUCGUUCCAUUUCAUUCUCUGGUCUAAUUAAUCAACUUGCCGACAAUAAUAAUAAUAAUAUUAAAAAAAUAAUGAUAGAAUAUGAAAAAGAGUUAACAAAAGAUGAUAUAGAAAUGAUUGAUUGUAAAGGAUUCAAAUUCAACUCUUCCAAAUUCAACUCAAAUAAUACUAGACCAAAACAAAUUAUUUUAACAAGAAGAAAAAAGAAUCAAAAACAAGUUAAACAACAACAACAACAACAACAAUCACCUAUUAUCUUGCCACAUGUGAUUCUUUAUCAAAUCAUUGUUGAAUUGUGGAAGAGUUAUACAUCACUUUGCACAUGUAGAGUAUGGGAUGAUCGAUUAUGGGAUUGUUUCGAUACAUCAAUGGUAGAGGUUUAUAGAAGAGAAACCAACCAGUGUCCACAACACCAUCACCAAGACACUGUAUUUUUUACAACAAAGGAAUCAAGAUCAAAACAAUUAGAGUUAAUGUUGAUCAGUUGGUACAUAACAAAAUACCUUCGAACAAACUUUUUACUUUCUCACAGAUUAGAAGAGAAUACAAGAGGUGUAUUCCCAAUUGGUAGUUUGUUUACUCAAGGAGGAAAAGGCAUUUCCACGGAAAAUGUUUUUCAAUCAUUAAUCUCUCCAUCGAUUCAAAAAUAUAGUUUUAAAUAUGGUGACGAUAUCCAUCGUUUCAAUUUCGAUCCAAAAGACCCAUCGUUUCCAUCACAACUUGUACAUCUCUCUGUGGGAUCCCUUUGGGAUGGGUUUGGCAAGAUCCCUCUCAUUUCGUCACUAACCGUUUUGGAUAUGUCGAGAUUUAUUCAAUCUGACGAAGAAUAUGAUUAUGCCAGCAAGUUACGAUUCUCUGCAUUGUCAUCAUUGACAUCACUUGUAAAACUAUAUUUACCUGUCCAUCUCCAAGAAAGGUAUAUGGAACUAACUCAGUCUACCAAAGAUCGAUUACAAGCCAUUUCACUUAACCUUAGGAAUGCCGAUCGAAAACACAUAGAGACUGUAUUAUUAGCAUCAUUCAAGAAUCUUAACAAACUUCGACUUGAAGAUAUCACAUUCUCACCACCUAUCACUCUACCUUUAUCCAUUACUGUCUUAAAUAUCGCUUUAUCAAUGAGGACGACCUCUAUUUAUCACUCGAUCAAAGAUAACAUGAAAAUGUUGAUUUUAAAUAAUCAUCAUAUUAAAUCAAUCAAAAUCCAACACGAAAGUGGAACUUGGGAUAAUCCAAUACCAUUUGUAUUGGAAUUGACAGGUAUUCCACAAAACAUUCAAUCAAUGUCUAUCAAGUGUCAUUUUAACCCCUACACCUUUCCACUUACAGUCACUUCCUAUCCUCACGAAUUUGAUUAUGUUGGUGUAAUACAAAAAUUGGAAAAAUCAACUUUUAAAUAUUUUUUUAAAAGAAUUUAA